Molecule: messenger RNA, 2223 nt
Organism: Elaeis guineensis (African oil palm)
Lineage: Eukaryota; Viridiplantae; Streptophyta; Magnoliopsida; Arecales; Arecaceae
Source: RefSeq, a predicted model, not a curated record
CCAGGAGUCAAAACAUUCAGGCCCGUUCUAUUUCUAUUUUAUUUUUUAAUUUUUCUUUCCAAUUAUGCGUGAAUCCCAAAAAAAAGGGAAAAAAAAGAAAAAAAACGUUGAAUCCAGGCGCUGGUAAUUGGGAGAGGCGGAGGUAGGUGGCUGGCUAAUCUAUUCAAAAAACGAAAAAAAAAUUGGCUGGCUAAGAAACGAAGACUUUCGAGAAUAUAAAGAGCGGCAGAGCCCCCAACUUGCCCUUCUGCGGUGCUCCAAAAUCGCAUCUUGGAAGGUAUAAAUCAAAAAAGAGAAUUGCAGAGCUGUGACAUAGAACAGAGUUGUGCCAUCAGCCAUGUCGAUGGAAUUGCGUGGGUUAAAUUCAUCGUCAAGCAAUAACUCCCUUGAAGAAAACAGUUUUAGGAGUGAAUCUUUCUCCGAGGACAGAGACCAGGGAGCUAUAUCAGAGACUGGGUGCCUCUCCAUCAUCGUGCUUGGUGCUUCCGGUGACCUGGCGAAGAAGAAGACAUUUCCAGCACUUUUCAACCUUUUUCGGCAGGGAUUCUUACGCCCCAAUGAAGUUCACAUAUUUGGAUAUGCCCGAACAAAAAUUUCAGAUGAUGAGUUAAGAGAACGCAUUCGAGGAUUCCUUAGCCAAGGUAAAGGAGCUUCAGCUGAGCAUACAGAAGAUCUUUUGAUGUUUUUACAAUUGGUAAAUGGUAUUUUGCAGAUCAAAUAUAUUAGUGGUUCAUAUGACAGUGAGGAUGGAUUUUUGUUGUUGAAUAAGGAAAUUUCAGAUCAUGAGUCAUCAAAAAACAGUCAACCAGGAACUGCUCGCAGACUGUUUUAUCUUGCAUUGCCUCCAUCUGUUUACCCUUCAGUUUGCAAAAUGAUCAGAAGAUACUGCAUGAACCAAUCUGAUCUUGGUGGGUGGACUCGGAUUGUUGUUGAGAAGCCUUUUGGAAAGGACUUAGACUCCGCAGAGGAACUUAGUGCCCAGCUUGGAGAGCUAUUUGACGAACAACAGCUUUACCGAAUUGAUCACUAUCUGGGAAAGGAAUUGGUCCAGAACUUGCUUGUGGUACGUUUCGCCAACCGCUUCUUUGUGCCCCUUUGGAAUCGUGAUAAUAUUGACAAUGUUCAGAUUGUCUUCAGGGAGGAUUUUGGAACUGAAGGGCGUGGAGGAUAUUUUGAUCAAUAUGGAAUCAUUCGUGACAUUAUUCAAAAUCAUUUAUUGCAGGUUCUUUGUUUAGUUGCCAUGGAGAAGCCUGUAUCUCUCAAGCCAGAGCACAUUCGAGAUGAGAAAGUGAAGGUUCUUCAAUCAGUCCUACCCAUAAAAUACGAAGAGGUUGUUCUUGGACAAUAUGAGGGCUACAGAGAUGACCCAACGGUUUCUGACAGCUCCAACACCCCAACCUUUGCAACUGUAGUUUUAAGGAUACACAAUGAAAGAUGGGAAGGUGUCCCUUUUAUACUCAAGGCAGGAAAAGCUUUGAAUUCAAGGAAAGCAGAAAUUCGUGUGCAAUUCAAGGAUGUUCCUGGUGACAUCUUUAAAUGCAAAAAGCAAGGCAGAAAUGAAUUUGUCAUACGCCUGCAGCCGUCUGAGGCCAUGUAUAUGAAAUUAACAGUCAAGAAACCUGGACUGGACAUGUCAACCAUACAGAGUGAACUAGAUUUAUCUUAUGGGCUACGAUAUCAAGGUGUCACUAUUCCAGAGGCAUAUGAACGGUUAAUCUUGGACACAGUACGGGGAGAUCAGCAGCACUUUGUGCGCAGAGAUGAAUUAAAGGCAGCAUGGGAGAUUUUCACUCCUCUGCUACACAGUAUUGAUGCUGGGGAACUGAAGCCUCUUUCUUAUCAACCAGGCAGCCGUGGUCCAGCAGAGGCAGAUGAGCUGCUUGCCAGAGUAGGGUAUGUGCAGACACAUGGCUACAUAUGGAUACCACCUACAUUAUAAGAACAGCAUGGUAUUCCUAUUAUUGAUGUAGUUAACUACGUGACUUUUGUCACCACAUGCGCUGGUCUACAGUAUGUGUUGAAUAGUCCAAUGUCCAGCAUGGGUACUUGAGCCAAACUUCAGUUUGCAAAAUAUUGCUUUGCUUUGUAUCAAAUUUAAUAAUUUGCUUAAUGGAAAAGGCAUAAUAAAGUUUUUCCACCAUUAAGCAUUGCGCACGAUAUGUUUGGUAACAAAUGUUACGAUAUGUACUUAACACUUGUUUCCAUACAAAAACCUUUUGGAGA